Acanthocheilonema viteae is the source of this 748-nucleotide messenger RNA. The record is from the annotation of a GenBank genome assembly. NCBI's taxonomy places the organism in Eukaryota, Metazoa, Nematoda, Chromadorea, Rhabditida, Onchocercidae.
AGCUAUAAAUUUUGUGGAUGCAACAAAACGCGGCUUCCGGAUUGUUUUACUGGAUUCAUUCCUCGAUUCCUAUCUUGCACCAAUUCAAAUUCCGACACUUUUCAUAACCGCAAUACCACUAAGAGUUGAAGAAUCUGCUGCUGUUAAAAUAUUCUAUCCGGACAAUAUUCGGAAUGAUAAACAAGUAAGUAUAUCCGACUUAAGGGAACGGCAGUGGUAUUACAUUUGCGUUGAAUGGGAAAAUUUCAAUAGACACAACGAAUCAACGGGUACUGAUUGUCGAACAUUGCGAACGUUGGAUCGAUUCGGGAAGAGCGCUGAAACGAGCGUCACUGACGUAGAAAUCAUUGAUAUUUCAUCCGCAACGAUGCAAUUCCGGAUCCGGUCAGUCGUCGAAUUUCCAAUCAGGCUAACUGCAACGUUGCAAAGUGCUUCGAUGGCACGUCCAGCAUCACAAACAUUCGUUUUCCGUGAAUCCGCUGAUUUGGAUGUGUUUUUUCCGUUCCUGAAACAGGACACUGAUUACGGAAAGUUAUGCAUAAUUGAGGAACCAUUAGUAACCGGAUAUACGACAAUGGGAAGGUUAAUUGGUGGCUUGUCUAUUGAAAAAUGUUAUUUUGGUAAACUUAGGACAAAAGAUUACGAACUGUCAACUUUUGAUGUGGAAGCUAGCGCUUACAGACGAGCGGUAGGGGGCAUUUGUGCUGCCUCUGAUCCUGAUCCUACCGAAUCGACGUUAACCUAUUAG